Molecule: messenger RNA, 2303 nt
Organism: Racocetra persica
Lineage: Eukaryota; Fungi; Glomeromycota; Glomeromycetes; Diversisporales; Gigasporaceae
Source: the annotation of a GenBank genome assembly
AUGAAAAUCAUAUUGCUCUAGAACUCUCAGAUGUUCAUAUUAAAUGCAAAAAUCAAUCACAAAAGAAUCAUAUAGAAAAACAAUCUAUAUUUUUAUAUCGUCGAUUUAGUCAUUUCGGCUCUAAUGCCGAUGCAAAAACAGAUCAACCCAGUCAUUCUUAUUUUCCUUUUGUAAAUAUUUUCAGCAGAACACUAGAAAAGGACGAAAAUUUACGUCUAAUUUUUGAUAAUAUUAAUGUAUGGAAUGAAUUUACCAAUCGUUCACGGACUUUUACUAAGUUAGAAUUUAACGCGCAACUUUCAACAAGAAACUUUGGCUUAUUCAGAAAUCCCGAAUUAACUUCACCAAAAGGUUUUCAGAAAGAAGCUGAAAAGGCAGUAAGGAGGGUAAAAUUGCUGAUUAAUAGAAUUGUCAAUGCUAAUACCGAUGAGGAACUGAAGAAGGUGGUCAAGAAUUUGGAUAGAUUGUCUGAUGUACUUUGUUCAGUAAUUGACACAGCUGAGUUCGUGCGAACAGUUCAUCCUGAUCAAAAGUUUUCUCAGGAAGCCAAUCGAAUUUAUGAAUAUUUAUGCUCAUUUAUGAAUUCAUUGAAUACCAAUAGGGAAUUAUAUCAGGUAUUGAAACGAGUAAUGUCAACGCCCAGCAUUUAUUCACAAUUCUCUUCAGAAGAACGUCAAGUAGCUCAUAUUUUUUUGAGAGAUUUUGAAAAAUCUGGGAUACAUCUUCCUUCAUCAGAUCGAGUUAAAUUUGUGCAAUUAUCAGAUAAGAUUAUUGCACUCGGUCGUAAGUUCACACACAGUCAACUAUCGAAAUCAACAAAAAUAAUCGAAGUAGAGGCUUCACGUCUUGAUGGAUUGUACACCGGAUGUUCCACAAAGAAUGGCGAUACUGCUAGGUUAUCCACUAAGCCUUGGGAGGCCCAAAUGAUUUUGAAACUUAUAAAAGACGAAAAUAUUAGAAAGGAAAUGUUCAUUGCUUCGAAUUCAGCCACAAAAGAACAAACUGAUUUAUUAGAAAAUUUGUUGCGUACAAGAGGAGAGUUAGCAAGAUUGCUAGGGAUGGAUAGUUAUAGUCACAUCUUUCUUAUAGACAAGAUGGUAAAAAAUCCUGCCAAACGACAAGAAAUUAAGUGCAAAGAAUUACCAACUGUUAAUGCUUGGGAUCGGGACUAUUAUACUGAAAAAGUAAAAGCAUCUUUAACGCAGCCUAUGACCCCCAUAUCUCCUUAUUUUUCUGUUGGUUCUGUGAUUCAAGGCUUAUCAAGACUGUUCUCCAAACUAUACGGUAUUUCAUUUGAACCUUCUGAAAUAUUACCUGGAGAAACAUGGCAUGAUGAUGUUCGUAAGCUUAAUGUAAUUGAUGAACAAGAAGGAAUGAUUGGAACAAUUUAUUGUGAUCUUUUUAAUCGACAUGGCAAAUAUUUAAACGCGGCUCAUUAUACAGUAAGAUGUUCUAGACGUGUUGAUGAUGACGACAGCAUUGGAGACAUUCCUCCUGACAUGGAUGUUUCGGAAAUAGGAGAAUUGGCAACACCAGAACAAGGGGUAAGGCUUCAUGGUAGGAACGGAAGAUAUCAAUUACCUAUCAUUGUGCUUACAUGUGACUUUGCAAAACAAAAAGGAGAUGGUAAACCUUGUCUGUUAAGCUUAGUCGAAGCUGAGACUCUCUUCCAUGAAAUGGGGCAUGCUAUGCAUUCAAUGAUCGGACGUACAGAUUUUCACAAUGUCUCUGGCACUAGAUGCCCAACAGAUUUUGUGGAAUUACCUUCAAUACUUAUGGAGCAUUUUGUUUAUUCACCUACUGUACUAGCACUUUUUGCAAAACAUUAUGAUACCCGAAAGCCCAUACCAAUAGACCUUAUUAAUUCACAUCUUAAAGCACGCACCCAAUUUUCAGCUAUGGAGACGCAAUAUCAAAUCCUAAUGGCAUUAUUAGACCAAAUUUAUCAUUCCACAUUGGCUAUGUCUCCUGACUUUGAUACUACUGCUAUUUUAGCUAACCUUCAGGAUAGCGUUGGACUAUUUCCUUCAGUUCCCGGAACUGCAUGGCAAAUUCAAUUUGGGCAUUUAUUUGGUUAUGGAGCAGGGUAUUAUAGCUACCUUUUUUGUCGAAUACUAGCUGGAAAAUUAUGGAAACAAGUAUUUGAAAAAGAUCCGUUAGACAGAGAAGCAGGACAAAGGUUCCGAGAUGAGGUGCUACGAUGGGGUGGAUCUCGGGAUCCAUGGUUGUGUGUUGGUAAAGCUUUACAAGAUGAAAAGAUCGCAGUUGGUGAUAGUAAAUCAGUUUCUUUGGUUGGAGAGUGG